This is a messenger RNA of Suhomyces tanzawaensis NRRL Y-17324, 2640 nucleotides long. It is a transcript of the gene NTH1, whose product is annotated as alpha,alpha-trehalase NTH1. The record is from RefSeq and is a predicted model, not a curated record. The transcript has a single exon. Bases 22 to 2451 code for a protein of 809 amino acids. Lineage: Eukaryota; Fungi; Ascomycota; Pichiomycetes; Serinales; Debaryomycetaceae. Gene Ontology annotation, molecular function: alpha,alpha-trehalase activity; calcium ion binding. Gene Ontology annotation, biological process: trehalose catabolic process. Gene Ontology annotation, cellular component: cytoplasm.
CGCCGUUUGUUAUCAUCAACGAUGACUUCCCACAGAAGAAACCUGUCGAUCUCGUCCACCGAAGACGACCCGUAUGCCCAUGCCGAGAGCUACUACGGAGACAAAAAGUCGCUCUCCAAGUCCUCUAAGUUGGGCAGGGUCCGCACGUUUUCUGUGUUUGAAACAAAGUCCAAGAUCUUCGAUGAUUUCCGCAAAGAUCUCUUGAAGGACCACAAGAACUCGUCUUGCGAGAACAUCGGCGACGACAAGACCCCGUCCCCUGAAAAGUCGCCUUCUCCCCCUGCCCCUGUUACCAACGGAAACCGCAGACCCUCCAUCGUGCCUAUCUAUGAUGACAUUGCCAACCAGAGCUCCUCAGAGCUCAAACCUGAGUUGCACGCUCGCCGUGCCUCGGUGGACGACUCCUUCUUGAGACCCAAGAAGUUCUACAUCAACGAUAUAGACCUCACCUUGCGGGAGUUGCUCGAAAACGAAGACACUGAUCAUAACUACCAGAUCACCAUCGAAGACACCGGUCCCAAGGUUUUGAAGUUGGGAACCGCCAAUUCCGGUGGUUACACUAAGGCACCCGUCAGAGGAACCUACAUGCUCAGUAACCUCUUGCAAGAGCUCACCAUAGCCAAAAGAUUUGGCAGGGACCAGUUGAUUUUGGACGAGCAAAGGCUUAACGAGAAUCCAGUGGCUAGAAUCAAAAGAUUGAUCACCACUCAGUUCUGGAAGUCCCUUACCAGAGAAAUCACCAAGGACAACAUCGUCGAAAUGUCCAAGGAUACCAAAAUCAAGGAGAGCUACUAUGAUGCCGAAGGCAAACUCAUCGAGAAUUCUGAAAGUCACAGAAUUUAUAUUCCACACAAUAGACAAGACCAGUACGAAUAUUUCAAUUCGAUCAAGAAGGCCAACCCAAAUAUUGUCUUGGAUGUGGUGUAUUUACCUGAAAAAAUCGAUGGUCAAUUCAUCAAAUCAAUAAACAAUAAACCUGGUUUGUUGGCACUCAGUGCAAAGCCUGAUCCGAACGAAAAAGGAAAUCUCCUUAACGAGCCAUACGUCGUUCCAGGUGGAAGAUUCAAUGAACUUUACGGAUGGGAUUCUUAUAUGGAAACCCUUGGGCUUUUGACCGACGUCACCCCAAAGUCCAACCAUGAGCACUUGAGGUUGGCAAGAGGUAUGACCGAAAACUUCAUUUACGAAAUCCAUCAUUAUGGUAAGAUCUUAAAUGCAAACAGAUCCUACUACUUGGGCAGAUCCCAGCCACCUUUCUUAACCGAUAUGGCCCUUCGAGUCUUUGAGAAAACCAAGGAAGUUUAUCCCGAAAAGCUUCCAGAAACUAUAGAUUUCUUAAAGAGAGCCACUUUGGCCUCCAUCAAGGAGUAUCUCACCAUCUGGUGCGCCAAGCCACGUUUGGAUGAAAAGACGGGCUUAUCGUGUUAUCACCCUGAGGGUGUUGGUAUUCCACCAGAAACUGAAGCCACUCAUUUCGAUGCAGUAUUAAAGCCUUAUGUUCAAAAGCACAAACUUACACAGGCAGAAUUCAUUGAGAAGUAUAACUCCCAAGAAAUCCAUGAGCCUGAGCUAGACGAAUAUUUCCUCCAUGAUAGAGCUGUCAGAGAGUCUGGCCACGAUACCAGCUACAGAUUGGAAGGUAAAUGUGCUGAUUUAGCCACUGUGGACUUGAACUCGUUGCUUUACAAGUAUGAAGUUGAUAUCUCUACCGUUUUGACGAACUACUUCGACGGAAAGUUGCAAGAUGUCAAUGGAACUGUACACCAAGCUUCUGAGUGGAUUCAGCGUGCAGCCACUCGUAGAAAGAACCUCACCAAAUACUUGUGGAAUGAAAAGGACUCGAUGUUCUACGACUACAACGUUAAGACGGAACAGCAAACUGGUUACGAGUCUGCCACCACUUUCUGGCCUUUGUGGUCGCAGGCAGCUACUCGGGAACAGGCUAAGAAGCUUGUGGAGAAUUCUGUCAGCAAGUUCGAAGAACACGGUGGGCUUGUGGCAGGUACUCUUAGAUCUCGUGGAGAGAUCAACUUGCACCGUCCUUCCAGACAAUGGGACUAUCCAUAUGGAUGGGCCCCACAGCAGAUUCUUGCGUGGAUCGGGUUGAACUCGUACGGCUACACGGACGUGGCUAGCAGGUUAGCCUACCGUUGGCUUUUCAUGAUGACUCGUGCGUUUGUUGACUACAACGGUGUUGUAGUCGAAAAAUACAACGUGUGCAAGGGAGCUGUGCCCCAUAGAGUGGAUGCAGAAUACGGUAACCAGGGAUUGGACUUCAAGGGUGUUGCAACCGAAGGGUUUGGCUGGGUUAAUGCCAGUUACUUGGUUGGGCUCCAAUAUUUAAAUUUACAUGCAAAGAGAUGUUUGGGUACAUUGACCCCUCCGGAAGUGUACUUGAGGAGUAUCGAAACUCACAAAGACACUGUCGAGGACGUCCAGGGAAUAGUUUAGAGUUUAUGAUCUGCCACGGCAGAAGUUAUGUGGCCAUGUCGUAGAGUUUAUUUAUCUAGAAUAAGACAAGAUACAAGAUUUAUAAGCGUGAUACUACGCUAACAACCACAACGUCAAUUGUAGUACCAACUCCAUAUUUUACACAACUGAGUGCAUGAUUCUAUACUAAUUUGCUGUGUACUUAUUCUU